AUGCAGGACAAGAAGCAUGGGAGAGGCCUAUUACAAUGAAAAAUGCCCCCACCCCCGAACUUGGGAGCAUUUGUAUUGCAAACCUUUCCAAAUGAAACAUCUGCCCUCUUGCAUCUAUCAGCAUCACAGGUUUCUAAUCGUGAAUAGCAAAAAUUUGUAUUGCAAAAGACCCCAGCAAGAGUGGCACUUGUCAUGCAAACGAUGCGAUACACGCCUAGACUCUGCAUCAGAAAGAUUCAUACUCCUUUCAUGCAUGGCAAAAGGUUUUCAUUUGGAAACUUCGCAUCACAAUAAUUUUUUGCAACUUUGGGGGUGGGGGCAUUUUUCACUGUAGUAAGGCCGCGAAGUGUGGUUCGAGGAUAAAUCUGUCUACGUGGGCGAGUAUGUCAACGGCAUGAAGCACGGGAGGGGUCAGUACGUUUGGGAGGACGGAAGCCAAUACGAGGGCGACUUCCAAAACGACAUCAUACAAGGGAGAGGUAUAGCUGAAAGCUGGAAAUAAAUGCUUGUGUCAUGCUUGAAGAAGGCCAGCUGGUGCAGUAGAGCGGCGUGAAGUACUUACUUUUUUGAAGCGCGAACUUGUUGAUGCUGGUGAUGAUGAAAAUGAAACUGCUAGCUGCGCUGCUUCAGCACAUGAUCAUGAAAUGAUGUGUACCUGCAAACAAAGCCAACAACAACAUAAUUAUACUAUAGGUGUCUACAAGAGCCUGAAAUCAACGUACGACGGCACAUUCUUCAACUCCAUGCAGCAUCUAUCCAGAGGCAAAAAAUAACUUUACAUCAAGCACUUCUACAUUGAGCCGUUUGUUUGUCAUGCACGAUAUUCGAGCCAGCAUGUCCUCUAUCAUCAUAGAAGAGCUUCCUCGGCGCACAUACAAAAAAACGAAUAUGCAUCUUAUUGUUUUUGCUCACAAAAAGUGAUUUUUUCCCUGGAGAAAUCGGCGUGGGGAAGCAGAUAUCCUGUGCAAAAGUAUCGUACUCGUAGUAAUUGCAUUUAUGCAUUACAAAGCUCGUUCUCAAGGUAAAACAGCAUGACAAAUUCCAUUUGUCAUGCUGAGCUAAUUUGUAUUGCAAUCACUAUACAUUAUAUUCAUGCGAAAAAAGAGGUAGACAGAGGGUCUCAGAGAGGUGGCCGAGAGGUAAAAAAGAGGUCGACAGAGGUAGAAAAGAGGUCGACAGAGGUGGAGAGGUGGCGCGGGACCCCGUUCGAGAGGGUCCGCGAGAGGGUGCGCGAAUAAGGCCCGCAGUAAGCGCCCACCCUUAGGCGCCGCCUAAGUGGCACAGAGGGCGCAGAGAGGUCAAAAAGAGGGGGCGCGAGAGGUCGACAGAGGUGGAGAGAGGUGCUGCGAAUAAGGGGCGACCUCUCGCGGACCCUCUUGGCCACCUCUCGGCCACCUCUGUCGACCUCUACCCGCGAGUAUAGCCGGAUUAUUAGCGGGGACCCCCAAAAGAGGCCAAAAAGAGGGUCUGCGAGAGGUCUGCGAGAGGGCAAAAGCACAAAGAAGCGGGCGCGAAUCCGCAUGGUAGUGCCCAUAUUUCGCACUGCAGGCCAUUCGCGGACUUGUUUUGUUCGGCGCCUUUCCGUGCCACCCUCUCGCGCACCCUCUCGCGCCACCCUCUCGCGCCACCCUCUCGCGCACCCCUCUCGCGCCACCCUCCCGCGCCACCCUCUCCCGCCAUGCGGCUUCUGUUCGCCCCCGGCGUUUUUUGCAGCUGCUCCCUGCGCAGAGCGCCCACAGGCGCGGGAGGCGCGCAAGUGGUCCUGCGGCUUGGCGCGGCGCAAAUCGACGGCAGGAAUCCAGUGCGUUUCGUUGUGCCUACUAGGCCCGUGGGGUUGUGGUCCGAGCGGCAAACAGCCUUGCCCCGGCCCAACAGCCUUGCGCUCCGGCGGCAGCCGGAGCAUGGCUGGUUACUACUAGUACGAUACUUUUGCAGUUCAUAGCAGACGUGGAAUGACGGGCGAGCAUGUACGUGAGCGAAAUGAAGCAAAACGGACGAGUUUCUUCCUAUGAAAAUUGAAUAAAUAAAAUGUAUGUUUGUCAUGCGGAACAAGCGUAUUUGGUGAUACCUAUGUUAGGAAAGAAGCUACUGCUACCUUCUACCGUGUGGUAGUGGCACCACGAGUAUGAUCACCAACAUGAAGCGAUAUGUGCAACACAAGUUCAUGAUUGGGGCAUUCGAGUUAAACAAGAUGAGUUUUGCUCGCAUAUCGAACGAGGGCAACUUCCUGGAGAACCACCGACAUGGGCGCGGCAAGAUGCGAUGGUAUAAUACAGCCUUUACUUUUUGCAGUUUCAUCAUGCGUCGUGUAGUACUAACCUAUGAUCACAAGGUAAGUAGUGCGAGGAACGAGGGCCGGCGUCGUCCUCAUAUUCACUCUAAUAUGCGUGGUCGUGUGCUCUUCAUUUUCAUUUUUAGAGGGUUCAUUACGGGCAUUUUUCGUUUUGGAACCACGACAAGCAGUGUGCUUUGAUCUCAGAAUUGUAACGCUAAGUACUUCCUGGUCCGUUUUACAAACUGCAGGCCCGACGGGCAUGUGUAUGACGGGACGUGGGCGCGGGGCCAGCAAGACGGCGAUGGAAUAGAGGGCAAGCCAGGACAGGAGGUGGCUGUGAAAUACCAGAACGGGGUGCGAAUACAGAAGGGGUCGUCCUCUUAUCCGUCCGCAUGCAGAGGCAUCUUCGCGCAGGUCUAGAAGACGAUGUUGAUGUGCAGCAAUAAACUUUUGCAGAAGGAGGAAGGAGGGCUGCUGCAUGAUGUGAUGAAAAAGAAUAAAAUGCAUCAUGAUAAAUGAAUUAUGAAAUCAAUAUGGUGAAGUAGAUCUUCCUGCUUUCGUAUACGCAUACCAAAGCUCCUGCUCCUAAGUGUAGGUGCCAGCUAAUAAGUACAACUGCAUCCAGCGUCGUGUCGAUAUCAUGCAAGAUGAAUAUAAUGUGCGAGCAGGCUUCUGCAUUCCAUACAGCCGCAAGCACGACGACCACUGCGGCCGCAGGUACCAAGGACCAUCUCAAAUCUGGCGACGGCGAGACGGCGGCGCAUGUAGCUGGUGCAACCAACAGCGUCACAACGGCGGUUGGUGCGUGAAGAUGAUCGUGAGGGCGGACAAUAAAUGCCGCGGCAAACAAGAAGGUGCUCGCUGUCGUGGCGGGAGGCAUUAAGCACUUUCCACUCGCACAACUUCCCCCGCAACGUCUGCAGUCGUCGAUCAUCUAUGUCUACUCCGCAUGAAGAUUUUUACGCAAGUACGAAAACAAUUUGUGCCGAUUCAUCGAUGCUCCUUGAUCAUUUUUCCCCCUGCUGAUCGUGCGUAU
Molecule: messenger RNA, 3311 nt
Organism: Amoebophrya sp. A120
Lineage: Eukaryota; Dinophyceae; Syndiniales; Amoebophryaceae
Source: the annotation of a GenBank genome assembly